CCCAAAUUGUCAAAUUGCAAGUUAUCUUAGUGUUUAUAAUUAUGGAUAGUAAUGAUUCAGGAACAGCAGAUGCGAAUUCUGCACGGCAGUCGCUUGCUUUGCGGCGGGAAUUGCGCAGAAAGAAAAUAUUGGAAGCGUCCAAGGCACGACUGGACAAAUUGAAUAGCAGAUCGACGUCGGCGUUUCAGAAUGAAAACCUCGAUGGUGAACCCUCAAAUACGCAAUAUUCCGAUCCGGAGGUGGAGCCGGAUAUUCCAAUAAGGCGUUCAUUUCUGCCAGAACAACCUGCGCCCCAAAGAACCACGUCACGAAAUGCAUUUCUUAAGAGCAGAGUUCACAUUAUUUUGGCGGCUUGCUUUGGAUUUCUUUUGGCUCUUUACACGAACACCAGUGUUUUCAUUCCCGUUCUGCUUUUUGUGAUUGCAGAGCUUGCAUUUCUGCAGAAUUACAAAGAAGACCAUCUACCGGCCAGCAUGGGACCCUUGUUACUUAUGUUCAUCAAUCCGAAUAUUACCAGCAAAAUUAAGCAGUUUAGCAGUAUAUUUUUUAUUCUUCAGUCAUUGUUGGGUGAUCUUGCGAUAACCGUUUGUGUUGUUUGUUCAGGAAGCAUGCUCUUACUAAAUUUUAGACCCGAAUAUGCUACAAUUGUUAAAUAAAAAUUAUGUCUUAUUUAGGGGUGUGCAACAUGAUUAGCAAGACAAAUACUAUCAAAGCUAGUUGAAUCAUUCAUUCAUCUCAGAUUAAGGACGUCAGUCGAUGGCCAAAAAACAACCACCAUUGCGUUUUCAGCACUGGCAGCGACUUUAGGUGCUGUACAGCACUGUUUAUCUGAAAUAUUUAUGUAUAAAAACUUUGAAACCGUUAACAACCCUCAGUUUUAAGUCUAAAUUUUCUAACUUAAGUUGGCUGAUUAUUAAAAAAACUCAUUUAACUCUG
This is a messenger RNA of Drosophila melanogaster (fruit fly), 936 nucleotides long. RefSeq names its product lethal (2) SH0834. Bases 42 to 656 code for a protein of 204 amino acids. NCBI's taxonomy places the organism in Eukaryota, Metazoa, Arthropoda, Insecta, Diptera, Drosophilidae. The transcript is spliced from 2 exons. The record is from RefSeq and is marked reviewed.